Chlamydomonas reinhardtii is the source of this 2015-nucleotide messenger RNA. RefSeq lists its product as uncharacterized. NCBI's taxonomy places the organism in Eukaryota, Viridiplantae, Chlorophyta, Chlorophyceae, Chlamydomonadales, Chlamydomonadaceae. The transcript is spliced from 11 exons. Bases 40 to 1368 code for a protein of 442 amino acids. The record is from RefSeq and is a predicted model, not a curated record. Gene Ontology annotation, molecular function: protein binding.
GCCCAUGGCCUGAAUUUGUUUUUUACUGUAUUCGGGAAAAUGUCGGGGUUCGGCGCGCUGCCAGUCUUACCGGCUCUCCAUGGUAUUAGGGCGCCGGGGAAGGAUUCUAACGCGAAAGAGGCGCCUGAAUAUAGCUUUGUGACAGCUUUAUCAGCCCUAGUGAAAGCAAACCGCAGCAGCGACUUGGUCGACUCGUGGAGGGCGGGCACCGACGCUCGCGACUGGCGCGGGGUCAAGGUCUCUGACGACGGCCGGCUAAUCGAGCUGAUGGUAGACGCCUGCGGGGUCAGCGAGGUGCCGCCGGAAUUUUUCCAGCUCCCAGACCUAGAGAAACUCUGGCUUAGCAACAACGGGCUGAGGACCCUGCCCGAGGAGGUCGCCAACCUGCGCAGCCUGGAUUCUCUCUGGCUGGGCUCCAACCUGUUGCGUGCACUGCCGGGCGGCCUGAACAGCGGCCUGAGCUGCCUGCGCAAGCUGUGGCUGCCCGCCAACAUGCUGAGCGGCACGCUGCCGGCGGAGGUGUGCGCCAUCACCAGCCUGGAGUGGCUGGAUGUGUCUGAGAACAAGCUGACGGAGGUGUGCCCCGAGAUCGGUCAGCUGCAGAGCCUGACGCGCCUGGACCUGCACACCAACAUGCUGCGGGGGCUGCCCGCAACCAUCGGCCUGCUUACGCGCGUCAAGCACCUCUCGCUCCACUUCAACCAGCUGGAGUCGCUGCCGGGCGAGAUCGGGCAGUGCAGCUCGCUGGUGUGGCUCAGCCUCAACGCCAACCGCCUCACGCAGCUGCCGCCGGAGAUCGGCAACCUCACCAACAUCGUGCGCCUUGCUGUGCACAUCAACGAGCUGCACUCGCUGCCGGCCGAGCUGGGCCGGCUGCCGCUGGAGGCCGUGAGCCUGUUCAAGAACAAGCUGGUGACCCUGCCGCCCGAGCUGCUGCUGGGGCUUGCGGGCACCUGCUGCCGCCUGGGGCUGUACGAGAACGAGCUGCGGGAGGUGCCCAAGGAGAUUGGCAAGCUGAGCUUGCUGCAGGAGCUGUGGUUGUACUCCAACCAGCUGACGUCAGUGCCGCCCGAGAUUGGCGAGUUGACGGAGCUGCGGCGGCUGUGGCUGGACCGCAACCAGCUCACCCACCUGCCCAAGGAGAUCAGCAAGCUCACGCGUCUGCAGGAGCUGUACCUGGACAACAACCAGCUGGUGGAGCUGCCCGAGGAGCUGGCCAGCAUGACGCAGCUGAGGAAGCUCUACCUGGAUGGCAAUCCCAACCUGGUGCUGCCACCCGCCGUGGCCGCGCUGCCCUGCCUGACCGAGUCCGCGGACUACGGCACCAACCCCGAGGCCUUCAAGAGCGAGGCGCAGUACAAGCCGUGAUGGGAAGAAGGGCGGGGUUUAAGAAUGAGGGCAAGGCGUGAGAUGAAGGUGAUUUCGGGGAAGAGGAUUGGAAACGGCAUGGCGUGGGUGUACAUGCGUUUGAAGGGCAUGCCUGUGGGACCGGGGAGCGCUCUGUUCAACUACAAUAAGGGUCUUGCCCGCGUUAGGUGGGGGCCGGCAUGCGAAUACUGUAUUCCACGCAGACUGAGAUGGGAACGUGUAUGGGGGGGAUUGGUUUGAGUUCAUGACAUGUGCUGGUUGAGACUGUGUUGGCUCCUUCCUGCUGGUGGUGCCCCAUUGGCACUGCAUGCAGGCGUCUUCUGGCAUUGACUUCGGUUGUUGUGUCCCUUGUCGUGUACUGCAAUUUUUCGUUUGUUGCCUGCCCUGCCGGUUUUGAGGCUCGAGGGCUACAUGUUUGGGGAUAUGGCUCUGUUAAUCUUUUUGAAGGUGUUUACCGUUGGGAAGAGUGCGUACGUUCCCAGCGGGUGUUUGGUGCGGCGGCACGGUUUGUGCGCAUGGUGUGGCGUGCACUGCGGCUGCGUGCAUUGAUUGACCAAGCCGGCUCAAAACACUUCUAGAGUUUUAGUAUACAGUACUUUCAAGCCGCUGCACUGCUACACGAGCAGGAGUUGUAAUUUAGUUGGCAA